Messenger RNA from Cajanus cajan (pigeon pea), 908 nucleotides. RefSeq names its product protein MOS2. Lineage: Eukaryota; Viridiplantae; Streptophyta; Magnoliopsida; Fabales; Fabaceae. Gene Ontology annotation, biological process: mRNA splicing, via spliceosome. The record is from RefSeq and is a predicted model, not a curated record. Gene Ontology annotation, cellular component: spliceosomal complex. Gene Ontology annotation, molecular function: nucleic acid binding.
AAGAAGACUGAACAAAACUAUAAAAGAUGAAAGAGUUUGUGUCGAAAGGCAAAAAAACAUGAAGAAGGUAUCGUUCUCCAUUUCUUCCGCGAAGCCCCAAUCGAAGCCCGAACACGUCAGCACCUUGGAUGAGUCCCAAAACGACAGCAGCAGAACCAAACACUUGAUCACCGAAUUCGACCCUUCCAAACUCGCAACCCCUUCCGCCCCCAAAACCCUAAUCCCCCCAAUCCAUAACCAAUGGAAACCCCUCAACCCUCGCAGCCAACGACACACCGAAGAUACCGCCGCCGCGCCGUGGCGCCGCACUCCGGCGGAGACCGAGGUUCUGCGUAAGCUGAAGCUGCAGGACGACCUGCAGAGGCUGCCGGAGCACCAGGGGUUGGAGGAGUUCGAGGAUAUCCCCGUCGCGGGCUUCGGCGCCGCGCUGCUCGCCGGGUACGGCUGGCGCGAAGGGAUGGGUAUUGGGAAGAACGCGAAGGAGGACGUGAAGGUGGCGCAGAUCAAGCGGAGAACCGCCGGGGAAGGAUUAGGGUUUGUUCGCGAUGCUACCGUUCCCACCAACAACGCCAAUUUGAAUCAUUGCAGCUCUGAUUUACGUCAUUUGCAGAUAUAAUUAUCGGAGAUCCCACAAAUGAUCUUAACAUUGCAUACAAAUAAUGGUUAUGUAAGGUUGAAUUAGGUUUAUAAACCACUUUCUUAACAAUAGUAUUGUCUUACUGAUCAGUGAACACCUUAGUGGUGGGUUCUCUAAUACGUUGAAUCCUCCUUUAUCUGAUUCUCUGGUAUUAACUGUUUUAGGUUAUGUGGAAUAGAAUCAGUUUUGAGAUCAGGCCUGUGCUUCUCAAAUUAUGUGUAUAGCUGUUGGCUUUUGUUUUCUCAACUAUAAUUGAAAUUUUAUUUCAUUA